ACAGCUUUAUGGGUGGUGGGUUGUUCUGUGCAGGCGUGGAGAACAUCCUCCUCAUUGUUUCCACAGCAACCGAUUACUGGAUGCAAUAUCGGCAGUCCAGUAACUACAUGCACCAGAGCUUGUGGCGUUACUGUACACCGGGGAAUUGCUUCCCUCAUGGUGAGAGCCGUUGUUUGGAAUUUCCAUCUGUGGUGACUUGCACUGACCGUACAAGUGAUUCCUUUUGACCUCUGCCCUUGUCCACCGCCCAGUUAGACGGAUCAUCUCUCUUCUGAUCUGUGUCAUUGGCAUCAUCAGUGGCGUUACAGCUUUCAUCCAUUACUCCUCUUUUGACAGGUUUGACAAAAGGUUUGACAUGUGAUGAAAAACCUAUUGUUUUUCAUCACAUGUAAGUAUGUACUUCCUUCUGUCGUUUCAGUACAAGCAGUAAUUUGAAUUGGAUUUGACCUUAAAUGAGUCCAACUGUCAAUAACUGAGACUAGAAAAGGAUGCACUAGUCACAAACUUCUUAUUUUGUAAUUAUUCCAUUAUCAGGACAGUUUCACAACAAAGCACACACGCUUGUGUUCAUAAAAGACAGUAUUCAUGUCUAACAGGCGGCAUUAAGCUCCUGUUUUAACACUUUGCUCUUCAUAAUCCGAGUAGCCUUUAUUCAACUAUAUAAUUUGUUGUUGUUGUUGUUCUACUACUAAAGAUAAUUCAUGCUAACAUAUUGAAUACCAUUGAGUACACAGCAACAAUCUUUUGAAAAAAGGGGUGUUGUUUUUUUAUUUCUCAUUUUCCUUGACCUUUUUCGGCACAGGUUUUUUAGUAUUUCUACCUAUGUCUAUGUUCACUGGUGUAACUAUUAACUUACUAUGGGAAACAUCAUGGAAACUGGAGUUUCUCUUGGUUGUAUAUUCCAGGAUGGGCGUCGGUGGUGCUGACUUUAAUUUCAGGUAAACUUGCAAACCAGCGAAGCAGAUGCAUUAACAUUCAGCACUUUUCCUCAGUUUCACACAGCUACUAUCAUAUUCUUUGGUUUGUCUGGGUCAACUCAUCCAUGCAGUGGGCUAUGAAUGAAACCUCUGCGUCGAGGACAUAUUUAUAACUGGGAAUGAUAUGAUAGCUGUAACUAGCACACUGAAUUUGUACUACAUACAUGUAAAGAAAACAACAGAAUCAGUGCAACUACAUGUUGGUUAACUCACAGUGAAGCACUACCUAAAAACAUUAUCGGUAAAUAAUGUUUUUAGCAAAUGCUUUUCUCUGAUUCUUCUACUGUGCUGUGAGUACCUGCUGAUCAGGAGACUGUCCACAAUGCUGAAUGUGAAAAUGAAAAUAAGGGGGACACCAUUGAAAUUCUGAAAAUAUCACUACAUUAAACUGUUUAGCAAAUAUCAGGAAAAAAAUUGCAAGAAAAUGAACUUGGAUGAUUAAAAGUAAGUGACAGUUAAGUGACAAGAGCACAUUCAUUUCUAUGGCAUGAUUUGCAUGCAUUAACUAUAAUAUGAGAAAUAAACAACAAGUUUUGUAUGCAGUGUACAUUUUUCAGUAUUACUGUGAACCUCAAAUAUGUGUCUUAAUCAGUUAGGAUGGUGAAUUCUUUAACCAAGCUGCGUUAUAGAGUCACACACACACACAAAAACCAAAUAAUAGUUCAGUGGGUCAGGGUGACCUAAAAUGUCAGGUUACUAAAACUAUGUUCUUUAGUACGAAUGCAAAAACACUCAUUUACUUGUCAUAUCAGUCUCACUGAAUAUAGUCUAUCACCACCUUUGCAUACAGCUACACAGUUCUAUAAAAAUGUUACUUUGGGUAACUGAAAAUAUGACAAAGAAAAUAAUUAAGAUGCAUGUGGGAGCAAUUUCAUAAUGUAUAACCAAAACCUAACCCCUUUUCCUUUGCAGGUAUAAUUUAUAUAUACAUGCAUGAAUGCCCUAGAAGUGCCACCUCACAUUAGAAGACAAAUAAGCAGUGGUUCAUGAGAGCUGCAUGGUUUGGAUUCUCGCACACAGAUGACCUCUGGAGCUUAAAUAAUUUCAAUAAAGUACUAGAAAGAAUGUUUUUUCCUUUGUCAUACAUACACAGACUGCAUGUUGUACUCAGUUUCAUUAGGCUUGUGUAUAUUUAUUCCUCACUUGUUUUUAGCAAUGUUUUACGGUUUUGGGAAGGUGUUCAGCUGUUUCACAUAACUAUACCAUAGAUGGUGAUCAAUGUUGUUCCCGACACAUGUGCUUAUCACAGUCCUAUAUUAUAAUAAUAAAAACAGUGUUAAUUACUGCCAAAUCCGAAGCUUUGGGUAAAUUCAAGAUAUGUGCUUUUUUUUGUAAGAAAACUACAAGCCACUGACCUCAUUUCAAGCCUGGUAAUUUAAUCUAUGAUUUCAAAAUUAAAGAAAACUGUAGGAGAGCAAACUUUACAUUUAUAUUUAACCUUAUAUUUAUGUAAGGGCAAUUGAUGUAGACAGACUUUUUUUUUUCUCUGUAAAUGUUGCUACAUUAUCCUAAUCAGCACAUUUGAUGAGUUUAAGCAUACAAUUCCCACAAAACUCACUGAAUCACACACAAUACUGUAGCUCAGGAACAACACAAUACUGUAGCUCAGGAAUUACAACCAAGGUUAGUAAGUCUGCAUGCCAAAUAUCCUUGGACAGUGAUCUGAUUGUGAAUGUUAGAUAUAAAGCACUUAAGCACAGAAAGAAAAAAAAGUCCCUGUGUGGAUGGGGCAUGUUGUAUAAAAUGCUUUGAGAGCUCAGCUAGAGUAGAAAAGCGUAAAAAGAAAAAGAAAAAGAGAAAAAAGUCAAUUUACAACCGCGUUUUCCUUCCAUUCAUUGUUUACUAUCCUGCACGGCUAUACUGAUAGCUGAACUCAUCCGAACCUGCCACGUCAGAAAAACGCAAAAAUGUAAUGAAUAAAAGGGACACUAAAAAACAAGCAAACAAAAAACGCGUCCUUAACCCAAUUUCAUUACCUAAAACCAACGUCUUAUCCUGGUGCUUUUCACAAAGGGGAUGAAUCAGAUGCAGGUGCAGCAAGGAUACAUUGUCUUAUAAAGUUCCUGUCUUUUUCUUCCACUUAGCAUUAUUUACGUGCUUAAAAAUGAACGUCGGAGACGUGUUUUGAUUGUGGCGUACUCGUGUAAUCUCAUAGUUUUAUGAAGCAGGCAGAAAAUCUUAUUUAAUUUGCUUCUCACUGCCUUAUUUAACAUACUGAGGGAAAUAUUAGCCCCAUAUGAAGUGUAAGGAGGGUUUUUAGAAAGGUGUACACCUUUUAUCGGUUUCAGCGAUAUCAGAAAACACAAAUGUGUACGUUUGCAAUCGUACACAUUUGAUUUGCAUCCAACUAUAUUAAUUUAUGUAGCCUACUGAGCGUCCGUUCUGAGCAAACUUAUGCAAACUAAUGCAGCAGAACAGCGCUUUUCUAGCAUAACUGACUCCCAGUAAUGAAUUUGCUCUCCUUCCGUGUGAUCAAAUAGAAAUCCUGUCCUCCAGUCCAAGGAUUACAACUUCCGCUCUAACAUCUCUCUUAAUUGCCUAAUAGCAUUGCAGCGUGAAUUCCGCCUGCAUUAAGACACUUUCACAUUAAGCGCACUGAUUGGAAAUGUGAUGACAACACCAUAUCAACAAAUUACAGCGCAGCGCUUUCUAUCCAAAAUGGGCCCAGGAGCGGCACUUGUACUCUCCCAGAUUUCAAUACCGACAAUUACAGCCAAUUUGGGUGGAAUGACAAGACAGACCUGUAGCAGAUUAUCUCCCUGUGGCACAAGCUAAGUCACUUAAUUCAAAAAGUACUAAUAUGAAGGAAGAGAGCAGAAAAUGUUUCUGGAAAUCAAAAGGCCAAUUCAUGUGGACAGCAAAGAUACCAGACUGAUGACACAAGGAGCCUAAAAUGAGGUAGCCUAGGCUACAGAUGAAAUACGAUAUGUAUGGCACGUAAGCAACUCUCAUUUAAGUUUACCAACCGCUAUGCACACUUGUGCUGUUUCUUUCUUAUGGCUUGUAGUGAAAUGGCGAAACAGCACAAUUCUUAAACACCACGGGGAGACCGGUCUCCCCACAACAUCAUCUGCACUUUCACAUAAUUGUAUUUAUUUUUAUUUUAUUACAGUUGAACCAAUGUAUUUUGUGACCAUGAGCUAUUCGUCUAAUUAUUUCAUACAUAUUCAUCAAAAAGUCACUGAAGUAAUCAAAAACUCGGAUUUCCCUGAGGAGUUGAUUUCUUCUUUUUCAGAGGGUUGUUUCAGGUGGUCCGUUCGCGCUUAAAUAAAUGAGGGGAAAAAAGUCAUUCUUAAAAUUAAUUAAUUGAUAUUUUUUAUGACAGAAAGCAACAACCUUUGUUCGGUCAUGUUCCUAACAUUGCAAACGGUUAGUACCAUGUUGGAUGUCUUUUUUCUGUGGCCUUAUUAUCUUGUUUUCUUGAAAAUGAUUUUGCAAUGUGUACAAAGUCUGUUUGUGAAUUUAUGUCCUUUAGAGUUUGUGGGUGAAUAUUUAUGUAGCAGUACAGACUGUUUUUACCAGGCACAGUAAUAAAGUAAUAAAUGGCUUGUACCUGAACUACAAAGGGAAGUUUAAACAUCAUGUACAAUUUGUCUUGCCUUACGUCCGUAACUCCCGGCUACUUCAUAUUCAUAUUCUAUGACAGACCAAAAAAAAAAAAAAAAAAAAAAACUCUCCUUCAUUUUCACACAUGAUUAAAUGUAACGAUUGAAUUGUUUGGAGACUGUAAGAAAACUGUCGAAACAAAUAUGGCCUCGUCCGUAGGUUAUAUUUAUUUUUGUAUAGUAUUCUCUGUUCGGGUAAAUACAGAAUAACGCUUUCACUAGGACAGAAGUCAAAAACUGCGUAGUUGCUUGGCGACCACUUAAGCGCAGCUAUACGCGAUGAUUCCCGGUUGCUUUCCAAAUUAACCCUGUUCACACGUGCGCUCCUUAUCUUGAAACCCACCAAAAUAAAUAAACAAAUAAAUAAAUAAACAGACAGCUUGGAAUCCGUCUGAACCAAUCAGAGUGAAAAUCUCGUCCCCCGCGGCUCUCCUCCGUCCAUCAAAAGCCCUAAUUGGCUGAUGCGCAAACCAGUAUCCCCAAUCCGGCACCGUCUCUGAAUAAAUACUUAUUGCAAAAGUGCCCUCCCACCGGUGUCUGUGGAAUGCUCGGCAUAGUGUCAUUCACUGGUCACACAGAGGGUCCACAUUUAAAUUUGACAAAGGCUUGGAGGGAAGAGGCAGGUGUUGAUGCAGGUUUAAAGGCAAGAAAAUAAUCAUCCGAAGUAACACCAUGAGUAUGAACUACGCAUCUGCGGCACCCACACAGAGGUCCACGUCGUUUUUCAUUGAGGACAUCUUAUUGCACAAGCCCAAGCCCCUGCGAGAGGUCAUCCCGUCGCCGUUCUGUAGCUCCUUGGCUUCCCGGGUGCCUAUCCUGGAGUACGGAUACCCACUGAUGCCUACCCCAAUAUUAGCCCCACAUCCGCACCAUCCUCUCCACAAACCGGAGCACCACCAGUACUUCUUUACGUCAGGAAUGCAGAUGCCGGCCUUGUUCCAGCACCACGCAGAGUUACCGGGUAAGCACUGUAGACGCAGGAAGGCCCGGACUGUUUUCUCUGACUCGCAGCUGUCCGGGCUGGAAAAGCGGUUUGAGAUUCAGCGGUAUCUGUCCACACCUGAGAGAGUGGAGCUGGCCACUGCGCUGAGCCUGUCAGAGACACAGGUGAAAACAUGGUUUCAGAACAGGCGGAUGAAGCACAAGAAGCAGCUGAGGAAAGCGCAGGACGAGCGGAAGGCAACAGGAGAGAUGGAGCGAUGUGCGGAGAACUCCAGCGAGAGCGAACUAAACGACAAAAGCGUAGAGGAGCUGAAACACGGCCUCGAGUCGGAUUCGUAUAUGCUGGAAGAAAACGACGACGAUGUGGAUAUCGAGGAUGACAUUUGCUCCCCGGAUCAUCUACUAUAGUAGGCUGCACUGUUUUUUGGCUUUUUGUUUUGUUUUUGUUUGUUUAGUUUUAGUUUUUUUGUAAAUGCAGCCUAUAGACAGCUGUGGGAUCAUUUUAAGUUUUUUUCUUUAAAUAGCUAUUUAAAGAAAAAAACUUAAAAUGAUAAAUGGCAGUUUUACAGUGAGGGGGGAACAGGCUGUACAAUACACCGUUAAUUAAUUUUUUUAUAUGACUGCCAAUUUUCCUCUGCAUAAAGGCUAUGGAUUAUUCUGUUAUGUUUUGCAAACUCUAUAUUAUCUAUAUUAUUAUUAUUAUUAUUGUUAUUAUUAUUAGUAAGUCUCUAGACAUAUUAUUUUGAAACAUCACACUUGUGUCUUUUAUUUUCAGGAGAAAAUAAGUGUAAAAAUGAAUGUAAAUAAACCUGUGGAAAAGCGCUCUGCCCAUGUUUUACUAUACUUUUAUUCCAGACAACAUUCUCCAUGCUACUUUAAAAAACAUGUAUAUGUUAUUGGCAGUGUGUGGAUAUUGUUGAAGAUUUUGUAAAUCAGGUUUUGAAUGAAAACAUCAUUUAUAUAUUUUUGUCUGUAAAUAUAUCUAACAAUACAUAAUUGUUUUUGUUAUUAUUAUUAUUAUUAUUAUUAUUAUUAUUAUUACUAUUAUUUUGUGUGCGUGUGUUUUUUCUACCGGGGAGCAUUUGCUGUUUACAUUUCCAAUCGAGAAGGAGUGAUUUAAAAAAAAAAAAAAAAGUAACCACAUAAAUCCUGUGAAUGCAAUGUUACUGUUUAGACGCAACAUGUGGCUGUAAUCCUGUUAUCAUGGUGAGAUGCUUCUGGGAGUUCAAACGGCUGUCUUAACCACUUGCAUUAAGAACCGGUCUCCCCAGCAUGGAGCUCAGCUUUGAAUGCGAGGCUACAUCAUCUUCUCUACUGGGUUUCCGGCAUGAUGACGUGAAGCCCGCUGAGCUUUGAGCCAACCAACGCAAAAGAAUGACAGGAUAAAUUAGGAAAAGUCAAACGCUCCCCCAGACUACACAUGAAUACGAGUAAAUUCAAGUAAGCUUUUUUGUAAGGCUGGGAGAUAGCAGAGUUUUACAUUCCAAGUCUCGUCAUAGCAAGAUUUCUAGUUCGAUCAUUCAGAAUCAGGGUGGACAUCCGCUGCAACACUGCGGGCUGUUUUGUUAUAAUGUUGUGGACUCGGUUAAAUGUUCUCGGUGUUGUAUUAAACGGACACUACAGAUAAACAAUAAACAAUUAUUAUUUCUUUUUACACCUGCAAGUAAAGGUGUAAAAAGUAAGCGAUAAUAGCUUUUGUAAUUACGGUAAAGGCUUGGUAAGUAUUCUGAAAAUCCUUUUAAAAGACAGUGAACCGUUUUCAACAGUUAAAUCCAAAUUGAAAAUAGUGCAGUAAAUCCAUGAUGACACUCAUCUUAAGGCAGGUUUGUGUUUCUGCCAAUAAAUUUGAUCUUAAAAUUGAAUGUUAAUGUAAGCGAAAAUCCAGACGAUUUUAAUUAUCGUAAAUAAUCUUUUUUGUCAUUUAUUUUGAGUCAGUGCCCUAUCAUUUUUUCUUGUUUUUUGCAGUUAUAUACAUCUUUAAUAUGACCAUGGAAAUACAUAUUCUUUUACAUUAUUACACAUCCACAUUUCAAAUUUUGCAUUUUGCCUGUGAACAUUAAACAUGAAAGAAUCCAGCACAUUUUUGUCCUGGUGGGUUAUUUAUAAAUAUUUUAUGUUGCGCUGGACUUUGGAGCAGAUAGGCAGAUAAGUCCAUAUGGUGGCUGCCGAAAAAAAAACAUUAAAAAACAGGUGCUCAUUCAUUAAUUUACUGAUCAUGUAGUUUAGUUGUAGUUGAUGCUGUAGUGCAUCUCAUUCAAUCAUCUUUAAAUAGUCGUCCACUAUUGCACAUUUCAGUCCAC
Messenger RNA from Oreochromis niloticus (Nile tilapia), 7824 nucleotides. RefSeq names its product brain-specific homeobox (gene bsx). Gene Ontology annotation, biological process: regulation of DNA-templated transcription. Gene Ontology annotation, molecular function: DNA-binding transcription factor activity, RNA polymerase II-specific; DNA binding. Bases 5255 to 5932 code for a protein of 225 amino acids. Lineage: Eukaryota; Metazoa; Chordata; Actinopteri; Cichliformes; Cichlidae. The record is from RefSeq and is a predicted model, not a curated record. The transcript is spliced from 4 exons.